Molecule: messenger RNA, 5354 nt
Organism: Leucoraja erinaceus (little skate)
Lineage: Eukaryota; Metazoa; Chordata; Chondrichthyes; Rajiformes; Rajidae
Product: calcium-activated chloride channel regulator 1-like
Exons: 14
Coding region: 48-2789 (913 amino acids)
Biological process (GO): chloride transport
Molecular function (GO): intracellularly calcium-gated chloride channel activity
Source: RefSeq, a predicted model, not a curated record
UUCUUGCUUUAUAUGAAGUAUCGUUGAGCAGAGUGAGUUUCAGAGCAAUGAAAAUGUUUUACAGAAUCCUAGGCUUCGUGUUGCACUGUCUCCUGGAUGUCUGUGUUCUGAACUGCUCCAGAGUUACACUGGUCAACAAUGGGUAUCGAAACAUUGUUAUUGCGAUAAAUCCCAACAUCCAAUAUAACAACAAGCUCAUUGAAAACGUUAAGGAGAUGAUGACUGAAGCCUCGAACUACCUCUCCAAAGCUACAAUGCAUCAACUUUACUACUCAGAUGUAAAAAUCGUGCUACCUGCUACCUGGGCACUGAAGUCGAACGUGGUUCAGAGAACAAGUACUGAGUCAUACGAGAAGGCGAGUGUAAUCAUUGCUGAACCAUAUCUUAAACAAGGAGAUACUCCAUACACCCUGCAGUAUGGCGGGUGUGGCGAGAAGGGACGGUAUAUUCACUUCACCCCAAACUUCAUUCUAAACGACAAAAUGACCACCAUUUACUGUCCGAAAGGUAGGGUAUUUGUUCAUGAAUGGGCCCAUCUUCGCUGGGGUGUGUUUGACGAAUAUAAUGAUGCGGUUCCAUUUUACAUAUCUGACAGCGAAACUGCUGAAGCAACAAGAUGUUCUCUCAGCAUAAGAGGAAAGACUGCUGAAUGUAAGGGCAGUGUGUGUUCUUCAUGUACCACUGAUGAAAGCACAGGAUUACCAAACAAACAAUGCCAAUUCUUCCCAGAGAAAAAUCAGAGGUCAUCAUCUUCAAUAAUGUACUUACAGGGAUUGCCGAAUGUGGAUAAAUUCUGUGAUAACAAGACUCACAAUGCUGAAGCGCCCAACAUGCAGAACAGAAUGUGCAAUUACAGGAGCACUUGGGACGUGAUCAGCAAGUCGGAAGAUUUCAGAAACAUUUCCUCGCCCCACACUGGUUCGGUCGAACCAACAUUCACGCUCCUUCAGGCCAAGGAUCGUGUGCUUUGCUUAGUCCUUGAUGUCUCAAGAAGCAUGGAGAAUCGCAUUGGCAGGCUCCGACAAGCAGCUGAGAUAUUCUUGCUGCAGAUCGCUGAGACCGGAUCAUAUGCGGGAAUGGUCACUUUUAACCACGGUGCAAGCAUUCAAACGCGUUUAAAAAGGAUCAAUAAUAAUAAAGUGAGAGAGGAGCUUGUAAAGCUGUUACCAACAUUAGCUACUGGGGGUACAAACAUCUGUGAAGGAAUUCGGUCUGGCUUUGAGGUACUUCGUGGAGAUGACAGUGCCACCCAGGGGGAUGAAAUCAUUUUACUGACAGAUGGAAUAGAUCACUCUAUGGGUAAUUGCUUCCCGGAAGUGGAACAAAGUGGAGCUGUAAUCCACACUAUUGCAUUGGGGCCAUCUGCAGCUGAAGAGCUAGAAGAGCUCUCAACUAUGACAGGAGGCUUACAGUUUGCGGCAACUGAUGACCUGAGUACCAAUGGAUUAAUUGAUUCAUUCACCGGAUUAAUAUCAGGAAGUGGUGACAGCAGCCAGCAGUCCAUUCAGCUUGAAAGUUCAGGAACAAGCAUUGGGAGCAAUAGAUGGUUAAAUGGUACAGUUGUUAUCGACAAGACUAUUGGUAAUGAUACAUUUUUCGUGGUGAACUGGGAAUCAGUGAUUCCGACGAUGUCUGUACGUGAUCCCAAUGGAAACAUUUAUAAUAACGCUUACUUUAAGAUAGAUCAGUCUGCCAAAUCAGCUCGUCUUAUGAUUAAAGGCACUGCACAGAGUGGAACCUGGUUCUACAGCAUCCUGAACGGCGGAGGUAACCAGGUUAUAACAAUCAUCGUCACUUCCCGAGCAGCAGAUGCACAAGUUCCGCCAAUCAAGGUUAACGGGUACAUCAGCAGGAAAGACUCCACUAGCCCAAUGAUAUCCUAUGUGGAAGUUAGUCAUGGAUUUCUACCAGUCCUGAAUGCGAUCGUGACAGCUAUUAUUGAACGUCCCAAUGAUCCUCCAAUUCAACUGAAGCUUUCUGAUGAUGGUUUAGGUGCUGAUAUUGUUAAGAAUGACGGUGUUUACUCAAAGUAUUUCAUCGACUUCCGCGGAAAGGGGAGAUACAGCGUUAAAGUGCGCGUGCUGGGAAUCGAAGGCACCACAAGUGUAACGGUCAGAAGAGGAGGACAGGCCCUGUGCCUGCCAGGAUACGUGGAGAAUGGAAAUAUUGAGGUCAAUCCAUUCAAAUCCGACAUUAGUGAGGAAGAUCUACACGAUGAAUUAGGAGACUUCAACAGGGUUCAAGCAGGAGGGUCGAUCUCACUGCCAUCGGCGACAUCCCUUAUUAACUUUCCACCAUCUACAAUCACAGAUCUGCUGGCAACAAUAGUUAAAAAUAAAAUUAAGCUGGAAUGGACCGCACCAGGAGGAAACUAUGAUAAAGGAUCAGCAUCUCGCUACGAAAUGAGAAUGAGUGACAAACUUCUGCAACUAAGAGACCAUUUUUUCAGAGCUCUGUUGAUUAAUACGACUACCAUAUAUCCACAACCCUAUGGUUCCAAGGAAACGGUGACGAUUUACUCCGAGCAUCCAAACAUGCAAAAUGGUGCAGCGAUCUACUUUGCUGUGCGUGCGUAUGAUAAAAGCAAUCUUACCUCUAAACUGUCAAACAUAGCCAGGGCAUCUUUCUUUGAGCCUUUGUCUAAGUCGAAGUGGUGGAUUUGUGAAAACCAGAAGAUGUGGUUCCCAAUAUUGAUCGUAGUUAUUGGGUGUCUUAUUGUUGGGAUCACUGUUUAUAUUGUGUGCCAAAAAAAAAAAAAAAAGUGGGCUCCUGAGAGUGUACCAUUGUAAUAAAUGGAUAGUUAAUAAUGAACUUCCAGCCAUUUAGCUGCCUUUCAAUUUUACAGAAUAGGUUAGAAAGGGAGAGAUAAUGUGAAGAUCCGUUGGGAAUUUUGCAAUUUUUGCUCCAUCUUCCAACAUUUACUCAUCCUAAGAUUACCACAAUUGGGGAGAUUUCCCGACCAAUGUUAUCCAUGGCUAUUCUUUCAUUCUCCUGCGUAUAAACUGACUUGAAAAACACAAAGUGCUGGAGGAACUCAAUGGGUCAGACGGAAUCUCCUGUUGGAUAGGGAUAGGUGAUGAUUUGGGUCGGGACUCUUCUUCAGACCGUGAGGUCCUGAACCAAAUCGUCGCCUAUCCAUGUUGUCCAGAGAUGCUGCCUGACCCACUGAGUUAAUCCAGAACUAUAUUUUUUGUAACUCAGGGUCUGCAGUUCCUUGUGUUUCCAUAACCUGAAGAUCUGGUUUCACUUCAGGAUGCUGCAGUCCAGACUUGCACCAACACGUCUCACUUAUUUGCAUUUGAGCAAAUUUAUUUCUCUUUACAAGUGUGGAAUUUAUAAAACUGAUUAAUUUUGUUGCUAUUUCCAUUGCUGUACACUGAUAAAAAAUAUCCUUGCAAUGAAACUAUUGUCUCCUUUUUGUGACAGUCAUACAGUACGGGAAUAGGCCCUUUUGCCCAACUCGUCCGUUGACCAAGAUGCUCCAUCUAAGCUAGUCUCAUUUAGCUGAGGGGUGAUCUUACAGAGGUGUGUAAAAUCAUGAUGGGAAUAGAUAUGGUGAAUGCACAGUCCUUUAUCCAGGGUAGGUGAAUCAACAAACAAAGGACAUAGGUUUAAGGUGAGAGAGUCAAGAUUUAAUAUGAACCUGAGGGGCAACGUUUUCACACAGAGGGCAGUGGGGAGGAACGAGCUGCAGAGGAAUUAGUUGAGGCAGGUACCAUAACAUUUAAAAUAUAUUUGGACAAGUACACGGAUAAGAAAAGCUUAGAGGGAUAUGGGGCAAAUGCAGGCAAAUGGGACAUGUAGAUGGGGCAUCUUGGUUGGGAUGGACUAGUUGGGCCGAAGGUCCUGUUUCCAUGCUGUAUGAAGGUAUGACUCUAUGAUUACAUAGUUUAGUUUAGAGAUACAGUUCGGAAACAGGCUCUUUCGGCCCGCUGGGUCCGCACCGACCAGCGAUCCCCGCACAUCAACACUAUCCUAUACCCACUAGGGACAAUUUUUUUUACAUUUACCAAGCCAAUUAACCCACAUACCUGUACGCCUGUGGAGUGUGGGAGGAAACCGAAGAUCUCGGAGAAAACCCACGCAGGUCACAGAGAGAAUGUACAAACACUGUAUAGACAGCACCCGUAGUCGGGAUCGAACUCGGGUCUCCAGCGCUGCAUUUGCUGGAAGGCAGCGACUCUACCACUGCAUCACCGUGCCGCCCAAAGAAACAGCAGAACCUGUGAGAAUUCAUACUCAAUCCAUAAUUCUUCUCUUGCAGCCAGUUUAAUGUACAGUGGCAUCACGGAAUUCCAGGAAGAUUACUGUAAGGAGGGGAGUAUUUGGCCUGACUGUGCCUACUCUCUGCAAGAGGAACCCAGCUGGUCUCAUUCCCCCACCCUUGUCCCAGUUACAUGCAAUUCUCAUUUCACAUACUUGCCCUGCAACCCGUUGAAUGCCAGUGCAACCCACAUCAUAUAUCGUUCACCCGUGAAGCAAAUACAACCGUUUAGAUCACCAAUCCAAAGAAACGCUGGUCUUAGAGCUACCCAUGUGAAUAACAAUUAUAAUUCCCUGACAGCUAUACUAAUAAAGCAACAAGACACACAACUACAUAAAGGUUAAUAUAAACAUCCACCACAGCAGAUUCCCCAUGUUCCUCACUGUGAUGGAAGGCAAUAAAGUCGAAUCCUCCUCUUCUCUCUUUAUUCUGCCGUGGUCGGGUGAGUCGAACCAUCCGCAGUCGGGACGAUCCGAAGCCGGCGAUUAAAGCUCACGCGUCGGGGCAAUCGAUGCUCCCACGUUGGGGCGGUCGAAGCUCCUGCGGCUUGGAGCUCCCAAAGUCGGUCCCUAAUCAGGGACCAUGAGCUCCGCGAUGUUAAGUCUGCAGGCUCCCACUUCCGAGGUCGAUAACAGGCAGAGGGAUUGCCAGCUCCACGAUGUUAGGCCACAGUGCGGACGUAGAUGCAAUACGUAGAUGCAUCUCCGUCAAGCUAAGAGAUUAAAACCCAAACCCUCCCCCCACCACCCCCCACAUAAAAAAAUCUAAAGUACACUACAAGAUGCAUUUGAACACAUACUAGAAAACAAAAAACGAAGGAAAAGGACGAGAUAGACUGUUGGCGAGGCAGCCAUUGCGGGCGCCACCUGAUGAAGUCCCUCACUGUCUCUCUAUUUUACCCCCUCAUAAAACGCCUUCAGUUUACUGUAUAUAAACUCAUUCUGCCUUUAACAAAUCGAUGCUAUGUCCAAGUCAUAAAGUCAUAGAGAAUGGAAAUAGGUCCUUUGGGCCAACUUGUCCAUGCCUACCAAGAUGCUCCAUUUACACUAGUUGCACCCAACCACGUUUGGCCCGUAUCCCUCUAAAUCUC